CACACACACACACACACACACACACACACACACACACACACCCUCUGCGAGGUGCCACAUCGAAACGGAAUAAAGAAUAAAAUCACGGAAUAACGAGCAUCAUCAUCAUCAUCAUCAUCAUCAUGCUGCUGCUAAUCCUUCUGCAGUUGUCGGUCCUUGUGUCGUCUGCUUCUCGACGGUGUGACCCAACCUUUCGAGGACAGUGCAAGCCAAGAGUGGAAGAAAAACCCAAAUGCACAGAUGUGUUCCUGUCCUACUGCGAUGACAUGGCCUACACUCAGACCAUGUUCCCAAACCUCCUCGGGCACAAGACCCGCGAAGACGCCGAGGCCGGCGCCGAGUACCUCCUCAUGAGCGUGGUCGAGUCCCUCCUCGGUGGAGAGUGCAACCCCGAGAUCCGCAUGCUGGGCUGCUCUGUGUUGGCCCCGCGCUGUGAGAAGCAGAAGGUGCUGAGGCCCUGUCGCACCACCUGCGAGACGGUGCGUAAAAGAUGCAGCCACGCCUUCGAGGGCAUAGAGAUGGCGUGGCCCUACUUCCUGGACUGCGAUCGCUUCUUUGUCAGUGACGAAGAGGGAUGUUAUGACCCGCUGGAGGGCCUCAGAGGAGGAGAGCAGGAUUUGGAGGCCGUGGACAGCAUGGAAAUCCUUCCUCCUGAGGAGUCGGCCACAACGAUGCAGUUCACCUAUCACAGCAACGCUCAGAUGAUCAGCAUCUUGAAGAAAACCGAGGAACAGUGCUCCGACAUAGCGAGAACCUACAGCAUCGGCCGCAGCAUGGAGGGCAGGGAGCUGCUCGUGAUAGAGUUCUCCAACAACCCCGGUCAACAUGAGCUGCUGGAGCCAGAGAUGAAGUACAUUGGCAACAUGCACGGAAAUGAAGUCCUGGGCCGCCAGCUGCUGAUCUACUUGGCUCAGUACAUGUGCUCAGAGUAUCAGCUGGGGAACAUGCGCAUCCAGACGCUCAUCAACACCACCCGCAUCCACAUUCUGCCCUCCAUGAACCCCGACGGAUACGAGCUGGCUGUUUCUGGAAUCGAGGACAAUAACUACAGUGAUGAUGAGGAGGAGGGUCCCAGAUAUGAAUCUCGGAACAUCGGCCGGAACAACGUCCAGAACAUCGACCUGAACAGAAACUUCCCCGAUUUGACAUCCGUCGUUUACGGCCGACGCAGACAGAGGCACUACCGCACCGACCACAUCCCAAUCCCAGACUAUUACUGGUUUGGUAAGGUUGCACCAGAGACUUACGCUGUCAUGAAAUGGAUCCGCUCCAUCCCGUUCGUGCUCUCCGCUAACUUCCAUGGUGGGGACCUGGUGGUGUCCUACCCCUACGAUCUGUCCAAACACCCACUGGAACGCAACAUGUUCUCCCCGGCACCGGACGACAGGGUAUUCAAGCUUCUUGCAGGAACAUAUGCAAAUGCCCACGAGACAAUGUCCAAUGAAAAUGCCCGGUGUGGAGGCUCUCGUAGUCACAGUCAGAAAGGAACCGUUAAUGGAGCGCAGUGGUCCAGCAUGGCAGGUGGCAUGCAAGACUUCAACUACCUUCACAGCAACUGUUUUGAGGUGACUGUGGAGCUGGGUUGUGAUAAAUUCCCCCCUGAAGAGGAUUUGGUUACCGGCUGGCUAGAAAACCAGGAGGCGUUUAUCACAUUUAUGGAAGCGGUCCAUGGAGGUAUCAAAGGAAUCGUUAGAGACGAGGAGGGAAAUGCCGUCAAAGGUGCACGGAUAUCAGUCAGAGGAAUACGCCAUGACAUUACCACAGCUGAAAACGGAGACUACUGGCGCCUCCUCGCCCAUGGCAUCCACAUCGUGACCGCCUCGGCCCCUGGCUACUCCAGAGCUGUGAAGAAAGUCCACCUGCCUCGUCGCAUGCUCGGCGCGGGCCGGGUGGACUUUGUGCUGCAGAAAUCGGCGCUAGAUCUUGACACUCAAGAGGAGGAUGACGCCAUCCUGUCAAUGGGAACCUACGACCGCUUUGACCCGUAUAAUCAGUACGAGCGCUACACCCAGGUGGCGGCUUUGAGCCACCACCGCGAGGAGAGGUCAGAGAAGCCCUGGUGGUGGAACUACUUUGUCCUGCCGGGAGUCCCUGCACCCACCUGGCUGCUCAAGCACUAUUAGAGAAGAAGAACAGUACACACACAAACCAAGCUAUCGUGUAAUGACUGUGCUGCUUUUUUUAUUGAUGUCACACUGCAGAAAUGUGUCACAGCUAGCUGGCUGGCCUUCAUGUUAGCUUCAAGCCUUUUACCAACAUGUGCUCUGUUUGGUCCCAACCUUACUUCGGUUAAUAAAAGAAUGUAAAAUACCUUUAUAACAAUUUCACAGCAGAAAUAAAUAACUUUUAUAUCAAU
This is a messenger RNA of Anoplopoma fimbria (sablefish), 2356 nucleotides long. RefSeq names its product carboxypeptidase Z-like. The transcript has 11 exons. The record is from RefSeq and is a predicted model, not a curated record. NCBI's taxonomy places the organism in Eukaryota, Metazoa, Chordata, Actinopteri, Perciformes, Anoplopomatidae. Bases 123 to 2123 code for a protein of 666 amino acids. Gene Ontology annotation, biological process: proteolysis. Gene Ontology annotation, molecular function: metallocarboxypeptidase activity; protein binding; zinc ion binding.